AUGACGUAGCCGCGCCGUCAGUUCAUGACGCUGCGUCUCUUUGUUGGCUCAGCAGCAGCGACGCUUGUGUUGUUAUUUUCUCUGCAUCGGAAAAUCUGAAGUACUGGCUACUCAGCGAAACACUUUUACUGUUUUGUUUUGUUUUGUUAUCUCAUUGUAUCGGGCUUUAACCUACCACAACUAACAACAAUAACUCGGCUUGUCAUAAUCCGAAGUUAACCUAGUAAUGGACUCGGACGAGGGUUAUAACUAUGAAUAUGACGACGACGAGGAAUGUAGCGAGGAUAGCGUUGAAGAGGAGCCUGAAGACGACAACCUGGAACUGGGGGAUGUGGAGCUGGUCGAUCCAGUGGUGGCCGGUGGUGAGCGAGAUGAAUGUGGAGAAACUGGGGGAAGCGGCCUCGGGCCUGGUCAAGAUGAGGAGGACUACCGAUUCGAAGUACUCACUGCCGAACAGAUUCUUCAACAUAUGGUGGAGUGUAUCAGGGAGGUCAACGAGGUCAUACAGAAUCCAGCAACAAUAACUAGGAUACUUCUUAGUCACUUUAACUGGGACAAAGAGAAGCUGAUGGAAAGGUACUUUGAUGGGAACCUGGACAAGCUGUUCUCCGAGUGCCAUGUGAUCAACCCCAGUAAGAAGUCCCGGGCACGUCUGGUCAACACGCGCUCUUCCGCACAGGACAUGCCAUGCCAGAUCUGCUAUCUCAACUACCCCAACUCGUACUUCACAGGCCUGGAGUGCGGUCACAAAUUCUGUAUGCAGUGUUGGGGCGACUACUUAACCACCAAAAUCAUAGAGGAGGGAAUGGGACAGACUAUUUCCUGUCCAGCACAUAGCUGCGAUAUCCUCGUGGAUGACAACACCGUCAUGAGGUUGAUCACAGACUCGAAAGUGAAAUUGAAGUACCAGCAUUUAAUUACUAAUAGCUUUGUAGAGUGCAAUCGACUGUUAAAAUGGUGCCCUGCGCCAGACUGCCACCACGUGGUCAAAGUCCAGUACCCCGACGCCAAGCCUGUCAGGUGCAAGUGUGGCCGGCAGUUCUGCUUCAACUGUGGAGAGAACUGGCAUGACCCCGUCAAAUGUAAGUGGCUGAGGAAAUGGAUCAAAAAGUGUGACGACGACAGUGAAACAUCAAACUGGAUUGCUGCAAAUACCAAGGAAUGUCCCAAGUGUCACGUCACCAUAGAGAAGGACGGCGGCUGCAACCACAUGGUUUGCCGGAACCAGAACUGCAAAGCUGAGUUUUGCUGGGUCUGCCUCGGGCCCUGGGAACCCCAUGGCUCUGCCUGGUACAACUGCAACCGCUACAACGAGGACGAUGCCAAGGCCGCGCGAGAUGCUCAGGAGGUACGUUCUCGGGCGGCGCUGCAGCGGUAUCUGUUCUACUGCAACCGCUACAUGAACCACAUGCAGAGCCUGCGCUUCGAGCACAAGCUGUACGCACAGGUCAAGCAGAAGAUGGAGGAGAUGCAGCAGCACAACAUGUCCUGGAUCGAGGUGCAGUUCCUCAAGAAGGCCGUGGACGUGCUGUGCCAGUGCCGCUCCACGCUCAUGUUCACCUACGUCUUCGCCUUCUACCUCAAGAAGAACAACCAGUCCAUCAUCUUCGAGAAUAACCAGGCAGACCUGGAGAAUGCCACAGAAGUACUGUCUGGAUACCUGGAGCGAGACAUUUCCCAGGAUUCCCUGCAGGACAUCAAGCAGAAAGUACAGGACAAGUACAGAUAUUGUGAGAGCAGACGGAGAGUCCUGCUGCAGCACGUGCACGAAGGCUAUGAGAAGGACCUGUGGGAGUACAUAGAGGAUUGAGCCUGGAUUAAUCCCCCAACAUACACACACACACACACACACACACACACACUCGACACACACACUCGACACCCUGAAAUACACACACCAACACCAAGACAUGCACAGACUCUUAAAAUUAGCUCCUUCAUGGACAGGAGUGCUGACGCAGGAACAGCAGAGCAACAAGAGGGGGCAGCACUGAGCUCCCUUUCACCACACACACACACACACAGAGAACAUGUGUGCACACACAUCCCUUCAUCCAGCCAGCACAAGUCCCACUCGCUACAUCCCUGGAGGUGUUUUUUUUGUUUUGUUUUGUUUUCUUAAUUAUUUUCAUUAUUAUUUGUUUGUUUGUUUAUUUUUUAAACUCAAAAGUAAAUUAUAUUUAAAUAAAGAGUUAGAUGAUUAAAAAAAGGAGGAAAAUUCUAAAAACCAUCACAUGUACAACAGUGUAUUAGCUGCCUAGCGGACUGGCUGGAGGCCUUGUCCCUCCGUGUGUGUGUGUGUGUGUGUGCGUGUGUGUGCGUGCCCCCCCCCCAACUCAACCCACAGACACACUGAUGUCUCUGGUUUGUCUGUCUCUCUCGCUUCUGUCGCUGUUCCAUCUUGGACUCUUCCUCUUGUUUUUAUUUUUUACAUAUAUCUAGCGGUCCCUCUCUCUCUCCGUAAGUGGGACAUGGGUUUUGGUUUGGAGCGUUUUCACAGCUUUGAGUCCUCCUCCAUGCUUGCUGUGGGUGGGGCCAUGCAGCCAUGUCUGGGUUUGUGAAUGUUGAUUGGCUAAUUGUAAUGAGAUGUUUUAGGUAAGAAAACAAAACAAACUAAAACAAAUAUAUCAAAACAUAAAGAGCAAAUCAGUAUUUUUCGAUGUGUAAAUAAUGCAUAUAUGGCAUGGGCUUUACAAGAGCUAGAGUGGCACGUGUUUGCAUCAUUUUAAAAGUGAUGGGGGAUACAAUAUUUAUUCUUUACAGAUACUCCAAGAAAAAACAUCAAACAAAAGGACGAUAUGACGAUGUGCUGUAUUUCCUGUGUAGAAUGAGUUUCUGUUUCUGCUGCAUCUCCCACUCAUGGCAGUGGAGACUGGGACUGAGACUUUGUCCCAACACAGACUUGUCGUUCGACCUUCCACUCCAAACAACCCCACAUCAGUGCAAAAACAGCCCUCAGCGAAAGCAGUGCUUCUCAAAGCAGCAGGGGCGUCUAUGCCAAACGAUCUCUGCCAAGCACAGGCAGGCUUGAUGAGAUCUCUGCCAAGCACAGGCAGGCUUGAUGAGCACACUGCAAAGGUGGGAGAACCUGAUGAUACUCGUGCUCUGUUGCUAGGAUACUACGCUGGUGUUGAGGUGCAGACUGGGCUAGCCUGAGAGGACUGGGGGUGUGGCAAGGAACUUUGAGUCUCUCUCUCUAUCUUUCUCUCUCCCUCUCUCUCAUCCUGUCCCAUCUGUUCCUGACCCCUGGAUUGAUUUAGAAAUGUAGCGUUAUGAUAUAUUGAGAGCGUGACACUACUAAUUUCUGAGAGCCCAAUUUGAGUGACAUUCACUCAUGUAAUCUCUUUCCUUUCUGUUUAAAUGGCAUUCUUCAACAACAACGCGUGAUUUGCUUGGCUUGGCUUGACGUUCCGCAGAGGGAGAACCAUGCUUCUCUGGAACAGGUUUAAAGGGAUCUGAUGACAUUCACAGCCGUGCUGAAGAACUGCAGGCUAGACUAGACGAUGUGGUCGCUCAUCAGCUGGGUGUUUACCAUUGUAGCGUUACUUUCAGACAUUAUCAGCAGUUAUUUCUUUUGCAGUGUGCAGUACGUUUUCCAGAGUCUCAGAGCUGGAUGUCUAGUCCUGGUGCAGUGUUGUGUGUGUGGGCACAGUGCUGCUGACUGGAACGCACCCUGGGCUUUGUCUGACACCUGAUGGCACACAGCCUAACCGUGGCGCUGAUCUCUGGCUAACUACAGGAAAAGCAGAACCUCUCGUCGGGUGGGACUUGCGCAGCCUCCAUGGCUUUCUGUGAGCCACAAACACCUGACGGGAAGCAUGUUCUGACUCCAUUAGUCUUCUAGAAGGGAUCUUCUGCUUGUGUAAUCACCCAUGCGUGCAACCUGGCUUCCGCCCCAACGAGCAUCAUGAUGUGUGAACCAUCCUGGUGUUGAGGACCGGUAAAGUGGAACUGUAACUACAUUCUGCCAUGUUGUGAAAUUGUGUCUCUGGAAGUGCACUUCAAGGAUGCGAGGACAAGCAGUGUCAGACUUGCGCUCUAUAAACUAGUCAAACAUACAUGUUUCAGUCCUGCACACACGUGUCUGACAGCUGUCCUGUUGUUGCCGUCAGCCACCCAUACUACUUUCAAACUCCAGCAGCUUUGCAAAGUAACUUUAAACAUCAAAACCUAA
Alosa sapidissima (American shad) is the source of this 4174-nucleotide messenger RNA. RefSeq names its product ariadne ubiquitin-conjugating enzyme E2 binding protein homolog 1 (Drosophila) (gene arih1). The transcript has 14 exons. Gene Ontology annotation, cellular component: ubiquitin ligase complex; nucleus; cytoplasm. The record is from RefSeq and is a predicted model, not a curated record. Gene Ontology annotation, biological process: ubiquitin-dependent protein catabolic process; protein polyubiquitination; positive regulation of proteasomal ubiquitin-dependent protein catabolic process. The coding region runs from base 227 to 1810 and encodes 527 amino acids. Lineage: Eukaryota; Metazoa; Chordata; Actinopteri; Clupeiformes; Clupeidae. Gene Ontology annotation, molecular function: ubiquitin conjugating enzyme binding; zinc ion binding; ubiquitin protein ligase activity.